Molecule: messenger RNA, 645 nt
Organism: Ustilaginoidea virens
Lineage: Eukaryota; Fungi; Ascomycota; Sordariomycetes; Hypocreales; Clavicipitaceae
Exons: 2
Coding region: 1-645 (214 amino acids)
Source: RefSeq, a predicted model, not a curated record
AUGUCCGACGCUGCUAUAAGCAGUGCUGCUGCCGGCGGCAGCCCCCCCUGCCCCGCCUCCCUCGAACGUCCUGAUAGCCCGAGGAAGCCGCCUCGCGCGGCGGGGGAUUACCUCCUUAAAUGGGACUCUUCUGAUAAGGCAUAUGCAUACGCCUACGACCAAGAAUUUCUCUAUAAGCGGUCCCCCACCAAGCUUCCCGGGUACCACAACCCGGACAAUAAACCCGUGGCGAGCAAUAGGGAGGGUGAGGAGGGAGAGCCACUCAUCGACAGGAACGCAUCUUUGAAUAUUUUCCAUCGGUGUAUGGUUUCGGCUCUGGCUGUCAAGCAGGACAAGCCGGACAAGCAGGACAAGCCUAAGACGGGCGACAACGACAACGACGAUGACGCUAACGCUGACGACAUCGAUGACAACGACAACGGAAGCGAUAGCGACAGCGGCGACGAGCCUGACGAGCAACCAAAGGGCACCACGGGCGACUUCGACCCGCUUGGUGCCCUCUUCGCCAGCUCCUCCACCCUGACUGAUCGCCUGAUGAGGGCUAACGGCAAAGCUCUGCCGAAGGCAUAUACUUAUAUCUCGCCCCCUCUUCCCCCCCCUCACCCUACUGAUAGUAUCUUUUCCGAUUUCCGAUAUAGACGAUAA